UGCUGUCGAGAGUCGAGAGAGAGAGAGAGCAAUCAUGGCCCUCUGGUUUUCUUCCUUCUCUGCCACGAACUUGCGCUCUUCUAUGUUCUCUUUCUACCAAACGUCACAUUUUCCUCUCUACUCAUUCGUAGACAAGAAAACGAUUUUUAGGAGAAGCCGCAGGACUAGAGCUUUGAGAGAAUGGCAAGAAUAUGAAGACGCAGUGAAGGAAAAGGACCUCGGCAGAGCUCUUAGAUUCUUGAAAUCUCUGGAGGGUCUCUCAAUUCAAUCCUCUGCUUCUCCUACGUCGGCGUCUAUUCCUCCAAUUCCUUCGUCGGGUGAUGAUUUAAAGUUGUUUCGGACGGAGCGGGACUGGGAAGUUUUGGAUACGUGCCUGAAUGCUGACGAUAUGAAGCUUGUGGGAAGUGCUUAUGCGUUUCUCAAGGACAGAGGAUUCUUGCCUAAUUUCGGAAAAUGCAGGAAUAUAGUUCUGGAGGGUCCAAGAGAUGUUACACCAACAGUUUUGAGGUCUUCAACUGGUUUGGAAGUGUCUAAGCUUUCUCCAAAAAAGUGGGGUCUUUCUGGAAGCUCUAGUGCUGCUUUAGUUGCUUUUCUUGGUGGUGUAUCCUUUCUGCUCUCUCAAGGAGUAGAUAUAAGGCCUAACCUUGCAGCCGUAUUAGUGCUAGCCAUGCUAGAUGCUGUUUUCCUUGGAGGAUGCUGUUUUGCUCAAAUCUCCAGUUAUUGGCCUCCAUAUAGGCGUCGGAUUCUUGUUCACGAAGCAGGGCACCUUCUCACUGCAUACCUGAUGGGCUGCCCAAUUCGUGGGGUGAUUUUAGACCCAAUUGUUGCAAUGCAGAUGGGAAUCCAAGGGCAGGCAGGAACUCAAUUUUGGGAUGAGAAAUUGGAAAAAGAGCUUGGAGAAGGCCGGCUUAGCACUGCUGCCUUUGACAGGUACUGCAUGGUUCUUUUUGCUGGAAUUGCAGCUGAAGCUCUUAUAUAUGGAGAGGCUGAAGGUGGAGAAAAUGAUGAGAAUCUGUUUAGAAGUAUCUGUAUUCUUCUGGAACCCCCAUUGUCUAUUGCACAGAUGUCAAAUCGAGCAAGGUGGUCCAUUCUACAGUCAUAUAACCUUCUCAAGUGGCAUAGACAUGUUCAUCGUGCUGCUGUUAAGGCCCUAGAAAGGGGCUGCACUCUUAGUGGAGUUAUCAGAAGUAUCGAGGAAGCGAUGCUAAUUAAUAGAUGAACUGGUCAAAGCA
This is a messenger RNA of Telopea speciosissima, 1232 nucleotides long. RefSeq lists its product as uncharacterized. Gene Ontology annotation, molecular function: ATP-dependent peptidase activity; ATP binding; metalloendopeptidase activity. Lineage: Eukaryota; Viridiplantae; Streptophyta; Magnoliopsida; Proteales; Proteaceae. The record is from RefSeq and is a predicted model, not a curated record. Gene Ontology annotation, biological process: proteolysis. The transcript has 7 exons. The coding region runs from base 35 to 1219 and encodes 394 amino acids.